CUGGAACGACCUGCUGGUGGGCGCUCCUUUUUACUUCCACCGUCAGCAGGAGGCGGGUGGGGCAGUCUAUGUCUACAUGAAUGCAGGAGGAAGGUUUGAUUCCAGACCCAGUGUGGUCCUGAGGGGGCCGGACAGAUCUGGGUUUGGUAUGGCUGUUACUGCUGCUGGAGACCUGAACCAAGAUGGCUUCCAGGACUUUGCAGUCGGAGCUCCUUUCCAUGAAACAGGAAGUGUGAUGAUCUGGACUGGGAGCAGUGGGGGGGUCUCUACAGAACCGAGCCAGGUGAUCAGGGGCAGCAGUGUCUCUCCUGGGUUCAGGACUUUCGGGUACUCCCUGUCCGGAGGUCUGGAUGUUGAUGGGAACAGAUAUCCAGACCUGGUGGUUGGUUCUCUGGAUGACAGCGUUGCUCUGCUCAGAACUCGUCCAGUCAUCCACCUGAAUAAAACCCUCAGAGUUUCUCCAGACGUCGUCGACCCGAACAGCUGCAACUUCUG
This is a messenger RNA of Seriola dumerili (greater amberjack), 495 nucleotides long. RefSeq names its product integrin alpha-3-like. Gene Ontology annotation, molecular function: integrin binding. Gene Ontology annotation, cellular component: external side of plasma membrane; integrin complex. Lineage: Eukaryota; Metazoa; Chordata; Actinopteri; Carangiformes; Carangidae. The transcript is spliced from 4 exons. Gene Ontology annotation, biological process: cell-matrix adhesion; cell adhesion mediated by integrin; integrin-mediated signaling pathway. The record is from RefSeq and is a predicted model, not a curated record. The annotation marks the transcript as partial.